Messenger RNA from Cicer arietinum (chickpea), 2154 nucleotides. Lineage: Eukaryota; Viridiplantae; Streptophyta; Magnoliopsida; Fabales; Fabaceae. The record is from RefSeq and is a predicted model, not a curated record.
UUGCCGUUGCAACUUCAUCCUAAAGGCUAAAACCCCUAAACCCUAUCAACAUCAACGAAAAAUGCACCGAAAUAAUAAUUGAACAAACCAUACUUCAAUUUCCAUGGCAAUUUCCACCUUAAAAUUAGUAUUCAAACCUAAUCUUCAUCUUCGCCCUCUCCCAUUCCAAUGUCUUCGCAAGGUUGUGCCAAGAUCUGUCCCUUCUGUUGAAUCAGAGGAAUGUAGUAAAGAAUCUAAUCGUAAACAAGGAAGUAAUAAGGCACCAGUAUGGAAGAAGUUGAAUUCAAAAGAGCUUGGAUUUCGAAAUUCAAUGAUAGCUAGUCCAAUCAAAAAGGUUCUCAACAUGCUUAAGAAAAAGGGGUAUACUGUUUACCUUGUAGGAGGUUGUGUACGGGACAUGAUACUAAUGCAAACACCAAAAGAUUUUGAUAUUAUAACUUCAGCAGAUCUUAAAGAGGUCAUGAGAACAUUUUCAUGGUGUGAGAUAGUUGGUAAAAGGUUCCCAAUAUGUCAUGUUCAUAUGGAUGGUACCAUCAUCGAGGUUUCAAGUUUUAACACUGCCAGAUGCAAGCCUGGUAGACACUUUGCUCAUGAUAUCAAGGCACCCAAGGGCUGUGACAAGGAGGACUAUCUUCGUUGGAGGAAUUGUGUGAACAGAGAUUUUACGAUUAACGGGUUUAUGUUUGAUCUUUUUGCAAAAAUUGUAUAUGAUUACAUGGGAGGGAUGGAAGAUCUUAGAAAAGCUAAAGUCCAAACUAUUGUUCCUGCAGCUACUUCUUUUCAGGAGGAUUGUGCUCGCAUUCUUCGUGCAAUUAGAAUUGCUGCUCGCUUGGGGUUUAGUAUUUCAAGUGAAACUGCUCAUUCUAUUAAAAAUCUUUCAUAUUCAUUAUUAAGACUUGAUAAGGGUAGGCUCCUGAUGGAAAUGAAUUAUAUGCUAGCAUAUGGAUCUGGUGAAGCUUCUUUGAGGCUAUUAUGGAAAUUUGGACUUCUAGAUAUUCUUCUUCCCUUUCAGGCUCUUUAUUUUGUUCGCCAUGGAUUUCAGAGACGGGACAAAAGAACCAAUAUGCUUUUGUCUUUGUUCUUCAAUUUGGAUAAACUUUUGGCACCUAAUCGUCCGUGUCAUAGCAGCUUAUGGGUUGGUAUCCUUGCAUUGCAUAAAUCUUUGAGUGAUCAACCAAGGAAUCCCUUGGUGAUUGCUGCGUUUAGCCUUGCAGUUCAUAAUGGUGGAAAUUUGUUGGAAGCAGUAGACAUAGCUAGGAGAAUCAACAAACCACACGAUGUCAGAUUUCCUGAAAUAUCAGCAGAUCCUUUCGAUCUGAAUAAAAAGGCUUUGGAAAAUGAGAUUUUGGAUCUUGCAGAAUCUGUUAAAGCGUCACUGUUGCAGAUGACAUCUAGGCACUCAGUAGCUCGAGCUAUGGCUGACUAUCCUCAAGCCCCUCAUUCAGAUAUGGUGUUCAUCCCAUUAGGGAUGUACUUAAAAGCUCUACGCAUUUUUGACUGCGUGAAAGUAAGUGCUUGUAAGAAAUUCUUGUCAAAGAAAGGAAGAAAAAUUGAUUAUGAAUCCUUAGCUCGUGGUGACCUGCAAGAAAUCCAACACUUGUUUGCACGGAUUGUAUUUGACACUGUAUAUCCACUACACCUUGGUCAGUCCUAAAUGGCCACCGGAUUUUCAGGACAAUUGUUUGAAGUUUUAUUAAAAAUUGGGAGAAAAUUGAUGCUGGAGUAAAGCAUUCACUCAUAGGCGAAGAAAAGCUAGUCGGACGAAAAUUGGGAUACAAAUGUGGUGAAGGUCAGAUUUCAGCAUCUGAUAUUUGAGUGGUACUUGCAGAAAUUAUUACCGGGCCAGUGACAGCUUCUGGGUGGGACUUACCUUGCUAUGUGGCGUACCUAACUCAGACUUAAGAGACGGCGGGGAAUAUCAUAAAAGAGGAAAACUUUUCUAUCUUCCCAUCCCAACAAAAUUCACCAAUUUAUUUUUUGUUCUAAUUUUAUUUAUUUAUUUUAGUUUAUAGAAUAAUUCUUUUAUCAAGUAUGAAACUUCGAUGUUGUUCUUAUAGUGUGAUGUAAACAUUAAACUACCAAUUUUAACAUUGACGUUGUAUGUACAAUAAAUUAAGAUGGAAAAUUCAUUAAAUUGGCAAAAGUUCAAUAUUA